Clarias gariepinus (North African catfish) is the source of this 2047-nucleotide messenger RNA. RefSeq names its product potassium inwardly rectifying channel subfamily J member 15 (gene kcnj15). The transcript has 2 exons. Gene Ontology annotation, cellular component: plasma membrane. Gene Ontology annotation, biological process: potassium ion import across plasma membrane; regulation of monoatomic ion transmembrane transport. The record is from RefSeq and is a predicted model, not a curated record. Gene Ontology annotation, molecular function: inward rectifier potassium channel activity. Lineage: Eukaryota; Metazoa; Chordata; Actinopteri; Siluriformes; Clariidae. The coding region runs from base 87 to 1139 and encodes 350 amino acids.
AACGCCUCCUGGUUUCACAUUACUGGCAGUAGCAGUCUAGCCAAAAUCAUACCCACAGCAAAGACACAACCGAAAGACCUUGAAAGAUGAAUGGAGAGGUUGAGCGGCGUGUUGUGUCUAAAGAUGGCCACAACAACAUCCGUAUCGAUAACGUUGAUGGCAUGGUGAAGCUCUACCUGCACGACCUCUGGACCACAGUGGUGGACAUGAAGUGGCGUUACAAACUUAGUCUUUUUGUGUCCACCUUUUUCACAACCUGGUUUUUCUUUGGCAUGCUUUUCUACCUGAUUGCAAUGGCACAUAAUGACCUUAACACCAAUCAGGCAUCAAACCACACACCAUGCGUGAUGAAUGUGGCCACAUUAACUGGAGCAUACUUAUUCUCCCUAGAGUCACAGACUACCAUCGGCUAUGGUUUCCGCCACAUCUCAGAGGAGUGCCCACUUGCCAUCUUAACACUGGUGUUACAGCUGGUGCUCACAGGCCUGGCUGAGAUCUUUGUAACUGGCGCCUUCCUGGCCAAGCUUGCACGGCCCAAGAAGCGCUCUGAGACAGUAAAAUUUAGCAAGUUAGCACUGGUCUCCAAGCAUAAGGGCCAGUUAUGUGUGAUGGUUCGUGUGGCCAAUAUGCGUAGGAGUCCACUGGUUCAGUGUCAGCUCUCAGGCAAGCUGCUUUAUCCCUAUGUCACUGAAGAGGGUGAGAAGAUCCAGCUCCACCAGGAGUCUGUGGACUUCCAGUUCGAUUCCAACGAGCAGUGCCCCUUCCUUGUUAUGCCUCUUAUCUUCUAUCAUGUGCUGAAUGAAAGUAGUCCUCUGGCCAGCCUCACUGCUGAGACCUUGAAGGUGAGAAAUUUUGAACUUGUGGUGACCCUAAAUGCCAUUAUGGAGUCCACAGCUUCCACCUGCCAAAGCCGUACUUCCUAUGUUCCUCAAGAGUUCCGCUGGGGUUAUGAGUUUAAGCCUGUACUCUUUGGUACUCAUGGAGGCAAGUUCGUCACAGACUUUAACUAUUUCGAUGAGAUUCAGAUCAGUAAUGACACCUUGCUUCUUCAGGAGUCAAGGAAUGAGAAGCUCAUGUUAGAGAAUGAGUAUCGUAAAGAAUCAGAAGAAGAGAGCGCUGAUAAUAAUAAAAGAACAUAGAGCUGAGUUUCCUCACUGUUACAGUAAAUGAUAGAUUAUGAUGAACACUCUCUUUCCCAGUUAAGACAGUCGUAUCUCAGAUACUUUUGGGAAACUCACACUGUCAUGUACCAAGACAGCAUAUGAAGUUAAAGCACAUAAAUUAUAUACACAAGUUCCACAUGGCCAAGGAGGCAUUCAGUGUAAGACAGUAUAAUCAUUUGCUUUAACAUAAAACUCAUCUUUAAAGCCUAUGAGACGGCCAAGCCCUCUUCAUCAUACAGAUCAAAGGGAAUUCAAAGUACACUAUUCGUCAUAUUACAUUUCCUGACAGAAAAGUGCAUAGAGUAUGGUUGCAGCCAAAAUGAUAGAUUUUCAGGUUAAACUACAAAACAUAGAAUAUUAAUAAAGGGGCUUUCAAAUUGAAUUAAGUAGGCCUAUAUCUUAAUCAUAUAGGCAUAAGCAUAUCUAACAAAAAGCAUAAAAACACAAAAUAAAAGAAGCUGACCAUUAUAGGAGUAUAUACAGGAGUAUACAGGUAUAUACUCAGAUAGCUAGAGGUAUAUACUGUAGGUCUAUAUACACUUACUCAAAAUAAUGUCACAUCUGAGUGGUAAACUAGGUGGUGGGUUAUCUGUAUAUUGUACAAAUUAUGGCUGAAGCACUUUUACUAACAUUUUAGACAGUAUCGGUGCGACUAUAAUCAUUUUUUUCGAACACACACGCAAACGCAAACGCACACACACAGACAGUUCCCAUUGGUAUCAGUUACCAUCUAUCUAUAUACAUUAUUUAAUAAAAUCUUUUUGUUUAUUAUGUAAAACAGGUAAUGCAUCCUUAGUACAUUUGCAAAAUGUAUGAGACAAACAUCUGUAAGUAAUCAUUUAAUUACAAUGAAAACCUUAGCAUGUUUAUAAUAAAUCAGUAUG